AUGGGAACAAGAGGCAGAAGAUUCAGAGGCGAUCCAGAUCAAGUUGUUAUAUGCUCUUCGACAACCAGUGGCAGAACUGUGACCUAUCCCUACCCAUCAGAAUCAAAAUAUACAUACGCCGAAUCUGACACUAAUCAUGCAAGGAUAUCACUGAGAGAAGGGAUAUGCAAAUCUUCAUUUCACAGUAACGGUAAAUUCAGCAAGAGGACGUAUAGCACAGAUCUCGCACGUCCUCCGACAACCGUUAUUAAAACCAAAGAUACCCUAGAUUUAAAACCCCGUAAUCGGUUGAUGAUUGCAGACAUAUUAGAAUUAGAUUCAUAUAAGCUAACUAUUCCACGACUUGAAAAGUUGGAAGCUUGA
Messenger RNA from Loa loa (African eye worm), 363 nucleotides. RefSeq lists its product as hypothetical. The record is from RefSeq and is a predicted model, not a curated record. NCBI's taxonomy places the organism in Eukaryota, Metazoa, Nematoda, Chromadorea, Rhabditida, Onchocercidae. The coding region runs from base 1 to 363 and encodes 120 amino acids. The transcript has 4 exons.